Molecule: messenger RNA, 3757 nt
Organism: Daktulosphaira vitifoliae (grape phylloxera)
Lineage: Eukaryota; Metazoa; Arthropoda; Insecta; Hemiptera; Phylloxeridae
Exons: 13
Coding region: 217-3378 (1053 amino acids)
Biological process (GO): transmembrane transport
Cellular component (GO): membrane
Molecular function (GO): transmembrane transporter activity
Source: RefSeq, a predicted model, not a curated record
UCACCAGCUUAGUCUCCAACUACAUGAUUAACCAUGUAUACUGUACAUGUUCGUUUAUUAAUUUAUUUCAAACUUAGAUUUAAAAAAAACCAUAAUGAUGUUAAAUAAAUAUUAAAAUUUUAUCUUUCAAUUGUCAAACGACUUAUUUUUAAACUAAAACUGAGAUGUAAACUUAAAACUACUAAGCGUUUUAAAUAAAAUUUUUGUUACAUACAGAUGGGUAUAAUUAACAACGACAAAGAAUGUCUGAACCAUACCAAAACUACAAUAAUUUCAAUGGAAAAUUGUGAAAACACGUCAGAAACUCAGCUUCUAAAUCACAAGUAUGAUUGUCAAAACAGUUCUAAUAAUCUCGUUGAAAAAGAAAAAACGAUUAAAGAUGAUAUUUCUAUAAAACGCAAAAGUAAUGAUGUAAUUACAAAAUUGUCGUGGAGUGAUUUGUAUCCUCAGAUAAGUGCUAGUUUUGUAGCCUUCUUAAUAGUUCUUCAACCGGGAAUUAAUAUGGCGUAUUCAAAUAUUUUACUGCAUCAUUUGCCAUACAUAACAAAAGUUCAAUUUUCAUGGAUUACUAGUUUGUUAGCUUUAAGUACACCCCUCGGAGCUAUUUUAAUUGGCCCACUAAUGGAUAGAAUUGGUAGAAAAAAUGCUUGUUUCUGGUCAUGUCUACCACUACUUACUUCAUGGCUACUUGCAUUAGUCACAAACUCAAAUAAUAUUGUUUUAUUUUAUCUAUCCAGAUUGUGUGCUGGUAUUGGUUCAGGUAUGUCAACCGUAGCCAUUGUAUACGUCUCAGAAAUUGCUCAUCCUUCUUACAGGCAAAUUCUUUUAUCAUUAAACAGUGUAUUUUUUUCUGGUGGUAUAUUGUUAUCCAUGGUACUGAUAAAUUUUCUUGGCUGGCUGGCUAUCACAAUAACUUUUAUAGCACUUACUGUGACUAAUAUGGCAUUGAUAGUUAUAUUUAUACCAGAAAGUCCAGUCUGGAUACUGAAGCUGAAAGGUCCAGAGUAUAUAUUAAAAGCUAAAAAAGCAAUCAAAAAAAUUUAUCCAACCAACGAAAAUGCAUAUUCUGCCGAAUGGGGCCGUUUAACUGACAGAAACUUCUCAGUAAAUCAAACGGAGCAAAAAUUCUUCGCUACUUUAAGAUCUGAUCCAGUUGCAUACAAGCCAACGUUGAUUUUGAUCGGUCUAUUAACGUUACAACAGUGGAGUGGUGCUUAUAUGACUAUAUCAUAUGCGUUGCCAAUAUUCAAAUCAAUUGUGCCUAAUGGAUCAGCUGAUGAUCUGGAAGCCUUGGCGUUGUUGGGAAUCAUAAGAUUUACAGGUGGCGUCAUUACAUCCGUGUUGUCUUUUUAUGUUGGUCGUAGGCCUUUAAUGAUGGCAUCUAGCUUAGGCAUGUUUAUGUCAUCUGUAGUGGUAGUAUUAACGUAUGAUCCACAUUCUGUGAUCAAUCCACAAAUAGGGUUAUUCAACAUGCCCGUACCACUUUUUGGAGUAAUGAUGUUCGUGCUUUGUGGUUCAUUCGGUGUACUCGUAUUCCCUUGGACGCUGAUUAGUGAACUAUUGCCUACGUCUGUUAGGGCGAUUGGUGGGGGUAUGCUUGUUUCCUAUGGCUAUUUGUCUAUGUUUGUUACCCUCUGCACAUUUCCUCAUUUGCUAGCCAUUAUUGGCGUUGUUAAAAUGUUUGCUGUUUUUGGAACAGUUUCGCUAUUGACAAUAUUUUACGUAUAUACACUUCUACCAGAGUCUCUUGGAAAAAGCUUUCGACAAAUCGAAGAAUACUUUAAAAAAAAUACUUUAGAAUUUACUACUUUGUUGUAUUCGAGUUCAACUUUUGACGCAAACAUGGUCGCAGAAAUCGAAAGCACAUACGUAACACCAUUACUUCACAGCGAUUCUUCGACUUGGAAAACGUAUCAAUCGAAAAGACAAAUUGAAUUUAGUUUAACCAUAAACAAUAAUGAACUUGAAGAAGACGAACCCGCAGACAAAGGAAGACUUACGUGGGAAGAACUAUAUCCACAGGUCUUGGCUAGCGUCGUAGCUCUUUUGUUAGUUGCUCAGCCGGGAAUUAAUAUGACUUACUUGAAUCUUGUUUUGAAAAAUAAAAACGUGGAGCAUUACUCUGAACUGUCAUGGUUAAUGGGUGUGUUAGUAUUGAGUAUACCAGUUGGUGCGAUAUCGGUCGGUAUGAUUAUGGAUCGUAUUGGAAGAAGAAAAGCUUGUCUAUUGUCUUGUAUACCACUAUUAUUAGCCUGGUCUAUAGCUCUAAUGUCAACUGUAUUUCCAGAGUAUUCCGAUCUCAUGUACGCGUGUAGAUUUUUGGCCGGUUUCGGUGGAGGGAUGACGUCUGUGGCAAUGGUCUAUAUAUCAGAAAUAGCUAUGUCGUCUUACAAACAAGCGCUUUUGUCGCUAAACAGUGUAUUUUUUUCGUUUGGCAUCCUUUUUGCAGCACUAAUUGGUCGUAUGGUUUCGUGGAACGUUGCAAACGCCAUUUUUUUUGUGUUUACCUUCAUUACCAUGAUAUUCAUUUUUCUAUUCUUGCCGGAGAGUCCAUCUUGGCUCAUCAAAUUUCGAAACGAACAAGUUUAUAGAGCGAAAGGAUCAUUAAAGGCUCUUUAUCCGUCAAACAAAUUUUACACGGAGGAAUGGAAUCGACUGAACUUAUCUCCAGCUACUCCAUUUUUGUUCAAAUCUGCUCUUUCUCGUCGUUUGUCCAAACGUGUAUUGAAGCCUGUGAGUAUCCUCGCGUUGAUGUUACUUUUACAGCAACUAAGCGGAUGUUACGUAGUAGUUAUCUACGCGGUACCGACGCUGAAAGCGAUAGCGCCUAAUGGAUUUAUGGAUGAAAUGAGCGCUUUCGUUGCAUUAAGCGUAAUUCGGUUUGUCUUCAGCGUCGUUACGAGCAUGUUGUCACUUCGAUUUGGCCGUAGACCGUUGAUGAUGAUUUCGUCGCUGGGAAUGACGUGCUCGUCACUGAUGGUCGUUGUCACUUACGUUUCGCGUGUUGACGUAGAUGACUGUGACCCGGCUCAAUGGUCUGUAUGGAACUUUAGCGAGACGGAGACAUUUCCUCUAAUGGGCAUUAUGUUGUUCACCAUCAGCAGCACGUUGGGCGUCGUAGCGUUCCCUUGGACUUUGGUCAGUGAACUUCUGCCAACUUCAGACAGGGCCACAGUCGGUGGGUUUCUGAUCUCUUACGCGUACGUCGUGAUGUUUUUAGUAUUCAAAGUGUUCCCAUUCGUAUUGGACGCCAUAUCCAUUACAGGAGUAUUCAUGGUUUUCGGCGCCGCCUCUCUGGCCAUGUUCAUACACGUGUACGUUUCUCUGCCGGAAACCCUCGGUAAGCAUUUUCACGAAAUCGAUGAAUACUUCUCUUGAAAAUGUAUCUAGUACUAUCGUCCUUGCAAUAAUCAUCGACAACAUUUACCUUUAACAUUGUUUUUAAACAUCACGACAAGGCCAUGGACGACAUCACACACAAUUUAUAUUCGCUACGUUGGAGUGAAGAUGUGGCAAAACAUCUGCCGCGCGAAAAAAUAAAUUGACACAACCUUGUUUGUUUUCAACGAGGCAACUAAAAACUGACACAUGUACCUUAAUAGUUCCUACUUUCUUUUAAAUAUUUUUUUUAUUGACAUGUACGAAUGUGAGAUGAAUAUUAUAUGUAUAUAAAUACCUACGAUGAUUUUUACUUUUAGUGUAAGAGCAUAUAGUUAAAUAAAAAUUGUAUCUAUUUAAUGUUAUAUUUCUAAUAACG